Lycium ferocissimum is the source of this 495-nucleotide messenger RNA. RefSeq lists its product as uncharacterized. The coding region runs from base 1 to 495 and encodes 164 amino acids. NCBI's taxonomy places the organism in Eukaryota, Viridiplantae, Streptophyta, Magnoliopsida, Solanales, Solanaceae. The record is from RefSeq and is a predicted model, not a curated record. The transcript has a single exon.
AUGAAAGACUUAGGUGAACUCAAAUACUUCCUAGGAAUUGAGUUUGCAAGGUCAAAACAAGGCAUACUCAUGCAUCAAAGGAAAUAUGCACAUGAACUCAUCUCUGAGACUGGGAUGAGUGCUUCAAAACCAGCUAUAACACCUAUUGACAUUCACAUGAAGUUUACAACAAAGGAAUAUGACAAUCUGAUUAACAGUCAAGAUAGUUCAAAGUCAAGCACACCUGAUCAAAGUUCAAAGUCAAGUAUAGAUGAUCCUUUGACUGAUCAAGGGGCAUAUCAAAGGUUGGUAGGAAAACUAUUAUAUUUAACCAUAACCAGGCUUGAUAUUUCUUAUGGGGUACAAACCUUGAGUCAGUUUCUACAACAGCCUAAGAAAAGUCAUAUGGAAGCAGCAUUAAGAAUAGUAAGAUACAUAAAGGGUCAACCUGACCAAGGGAUUUUACUGUCAAGUGAUCAAAACACUACUAUUACUGCAUUUUGUGAUGCAGACUGA